Messenger RNA from Nerophis ophidion (straightnose pipefish), 5675 nucleotides. It is a transcript of the gene tacr3a, whose product is annotated as tachykinin receptor 3a. Gene Ontology annotation, molecular function: tachykinin receptor activity. The record is from RefSeq and is a predicted model, not a curated record. The transcript is spliced from 5 exons. The coding region runs from base 1 to 1416 and encodes 471 amino acids. Gene Ontology annotation, biological process: G protein-coupled receptor signaling pathway; positive regulation of flagellated sperm motility. Gene Ontology annotation, cellular component: plasma membrane; sperm midpiece. Lineage: Eukaryota; Metazoa; Chordata; Actinopteri; Syngnathiformes; Syngnathidae.
AUGUUCAACAGGCGUGUGCGCACACCUCCGCGCGCAUUCUCCAUACAAGGCUGGCUGGCGGCGAUCCUUCUGCGCGCCGCGGCGUCUCAACCUCUUUUGUCGCUUUUAGCCGUGCGCCUUUUUUUUUUUGUCUUUUUCCCCCCGUGUGUGUGUGUGGAAGCGCAAAGGCGAGCCAGGAUGCCGCAGAACAACGCGUCCAACCUCACCGGCUCCAACUCCACCAACCAGUUCGUGCAGCCGCCCUGGCGCGUCGCCCUGUGGUCUGUGGCCUACAGCGCGGUGCUGGCCGUGGCCGUGUUCGGCAACCUCGUCGUCAUCUGGAUCAUCCUGGCGCACAAGCGCAUGAGGACGGUGACCAACUACUUCCUGCUCAACCUGGCCUUCUCCGACGCCUCCAUGGCCGCCUUCAACACGCUGAUCAACUUCGUCUACGCCACCCACGGCGAGUGGUACUUUGGGGAAGCUUACUGCAAGUUCCACAACUUCUUCCCGGUGACGUCGGUGUUCGCCAGCAUCUACUCCAUGACCGCCAUCGCCGUGGACAGGUACAUGGCCAUUAUCCAUCCUUUGAAGCCUCGUCUGUCAGCUAAGGCCACCACCGGAGUCAUUGCCUGCAUCUGGAGUCUGGCCGUGGUCCUGGCCUUUCCCCUCUGCUACUUCUCCAAAAUCCGAGUUCUGCCUCGCCGGACCUUGUGCUACGUGGCGUGGCCCCGUAUGGCAGACGACCCCGUCAUGUACCACAUCAUCGUGACCGUGCUGGUGUAUGUGCUGCCUCUAGUGGUGAUGGGCAUCACUUACUCUAUCGUGGGCGUGACUCUGUGGGGAGGCGAGAUCCCCGGGGAUUCAUCCGACAACUACCAUGGACAAUUACGGGCUAAAAGGAAGGUUGUGAAGAUGAUGAUCAUCGUCUUGGUGACCUUUGCCCUCUGCUGGCUGCCCUAUCACAUCUACUUCAUAGUGACGGGCCUCAAAAAGCAGCUGAUCAAGUGGAAGUCCAUCCAGCAGGUCUACCUGUCGGUGCUGUGGCUGGCCAUGAGCUCCACCAUGUACAACCCCAUCAUCUACUGCUGCCUCAACAGCAGGUUUCGGGCGGGCUUCAAGCGAGCGUUCCGCUGGUGUCCCUUCAUCAAGGUGUCCAGCUACGACGAGCUGGAGCUGCGCUGCGCCCGCCAGCACCCCACCCGGCAGAGCAGCAUGUACACGCUCUCCCGUAUGGACACCACCAUGGUGGUGGUGUACAACCCCGCCGAGGGCGAGGGCGGGGCUGGUGGGGGUGGCUCCGGCAGGAAGUGGUCCAUGUCCUCCAGGAAGAGGAGCUACAUCACGUCUCGCCUCACGCCCGCCGGCAGCAACGGAGGGAGCGUGAAAGUGGAGAAUGGAGGCGUGGCGAGUUCGCAGGUGGAGGAGUUUUCUUGAGAGCCUUGCAUGUGACGCUGGUACAUAGGGACCCGGCACAUUUGUGUGGGGCAGGGCCAGGGGGCCGGAAUGACAACAUACAGGCCCCCGAGUUUGAAACUUUUUGCAGAAAAAUUCUAAAAAAAAAAACAUGACAAUGCGACCGUUGUAUGACAACUCGGACCACACUUUUCUGGACUUCACAUUUCCACCUUCCUCGCAGACGUGUUGUGUACUUACCUGAGACGUUCCUCAUGCCACCCCUCUGAGUCCCCUGCAGUUGUGACAUAGGUGUGGCUUCUUUACCUCACAUGCAGCCAACGUCUUUAGUUACAAGAGCGGUGUUCCUCAAAGUUCUGUUUUAGGUCCUCACCAUUUUUUCAAUCAGGCCUAUAAGUGUCAAACAUUUAGGUGUGAAACAUAUAGGCCUAUAGGUGUCAAACAUUUAGGCCUAUAGGUGUCAAACGUUUAGGUGUCAAACAUUUAGGCCUAUAGGUGUCAAACGUUUAGGUGUCAAACAUUUAGGCCUAUAGGUGUCAAACUUUUAGGUGUCAAACAUUUAGGCCUAUAGGUAUCAAACAUUUACAUGUCAGACAUUUAGGCCUAUAGGUGUCAAAUGUUUUCAUCAUUUUGGCCUACAGGUGUCAAACACCUAGGUGUCAAACGUUUAAGCCUAUAGGUUUCAAACAUUUUCAUCAUUUAGGCCUAUAGGUGUAAAACAUUUAGGUGUCAAACAUUUAAGCCUAUAGGUGUCAAACGUUUUCAUCAUUUGGGCCUAUAGGUGUCAAACAUUCAGGCCUAUAGGUAUCAAACGUUUUCAUCAUUUAGGCCUAUAGGUGUCAAACAUUUAGGUGUCAAAUAUUUAGGCCUAUAGGUGCCGAUCACUUAGGUGUCAAACAUUUAGGCCUAUAGGUGUCAAACAUUUUCAUCAUUUAGGCUAAUAGGUGUCAAAUGUUUUCAUCAUUUAGGCCUAUAGGUGUCAAACAUCUAGGUGUGAAACGUUUUAGCCUAUAGGCGUCAAACAUUUUCAUCAUUUAGGCCUAUAGGUGUCAAACAUUUAGGCCGAUAGGUGUCAAUCACCUAAGUGUCAAACAUUUAGGCUUAUAGGUGUCAAACGUUUUCAUCAUUUAGACCUAUAGGUGUCAAACAUUUAGGCCUAUAGGUGUCAAACGUUUUCAUCAUUUAGGCCUAUAGGUGUCAAACAUUUAGAUGUCAAACAUUUGGGCCUAUAGGUGUCAAACCUUUUCAUCAUUAAGGCCUAUAGGUGUCAAACAUUUAGGCCUAUAGGUGUCAAAAGUUUUCAUCAUUUAGGCCUAUAGGUGUCAAACGUUUUCAUCAUUUAGGCCUAUAGGUGUCAAACCUCUAGGUGUCAAACGUUUUAGCCUAUAGGUGUCAAACAUUUUCAUCAUUUAGGCCUGUAGGUGUCAAACAUUUAUGUGUCAAACAUUUAGGCCUAGAGAUGUCAAUCACUUAGGUGUAAAAAAUUUAGGCUUAUAGGUGUCAAACGUUUUCAUCAUUUAGACCUAUAGGUGUCAAACAUUUAGGCCUAUAGGUGUCAAACGUUUUCAUCAUUUAGGCCUAUAGGUGUCAAACAUUUAGAUGUCAAACAUUUGGGCCUAUAGGUGUCAAACGUUUUCAUCAUUAAGGCCUAUAGGUGUCAAACAUUUAGGCCUAUAAGUGUCAAACAUGUUUCAUCAUCUAGGCCUAUAGGUUUCAAACAUUUAGUGUGUCAAACAUUUAGGCCUAUAGGUAUCAAACAUUUUCAUCAUUUAGGCCUAUAGGUGUCAAACACUUAGGCGUCAAACAUUUAGGCCUAUAGGUGUCCAACAUGUAGGUGUCAAACAUUUAGGCCUAUAGAUGUCAAACAUUUAGGUAUCAAUCAUUUAGGUGUCAAACAUUUGGCCUAUAGCUGUCAGACAUUUAGGUGUCAAACAUUUAGGCCUAUAGGUGUCAGAAAUUUAGGUGUCAAACAUUUAGGCCUAUAGUUGUCAAACAUUUAGGCCUAUAGGUGUCAACAAUUUAGGUGUCAAACAUUUAGGCCUAUAGGUGUCCAACAUGUAGGUGUCAAACAUUUAGGCCUAUAGAUGUCAAAUGUUAAGGUGUCAAACAUUUGGCCUAUAGGUGUCAGACAUUUAGUUGUCAAACAUUUAGAUGUCAAACAUUUAGGUGUCAAACAUUUAGGCCUAUAGGUGUCAGGGAUUUAGGUGUCAAACAUUUAGGCCUAUAAAUGUCAGAAAUUUAGGUGUCAAACAUUUAGGCCUAUAGAUGUCCGACAUUUAAGUGUCAAACAUUUAGGCCUAUAGAUGUCAGACAUUUAGGUGUCAGACAUUUUGGUGUCAAACAUUUAGGUGUCAAACAUUUAGGCGUAUAGGUGUCAAACUCAAAGCCUUUGGGCCAGAACUGGCCCACCACAUGUGGCCCCGUGCAAGUUCAGACAUAAUGGGCGUCAAUAAAGAACUUGAUUAUUUUUGCUAAAUGUAUUUGCUCUUUCGAUUUCAACAGAAAAAUGGCAUGACUUUUAAAAUGUAAACCAAAUGUUAUUUAUGGGCAGUAAACCUUUGGGCAUCACAUUAUUCCGAUUGAUUCGAUUCUUGGGGAUAACGAUAUGAUUGAGAAUCAAUUUUCGAUUCAAAAUCAACAUUGGGUGCAAGUUCUGUGAUUAACUUUGCUUUCUGGAAAUGUGGCCCCCAAAACAAUUGAGUUGAAUAUUCCAGCUGAAGAGUAAAAAGUACCUAUACAAGUAGUACAACUAUGAUGAUGAAAGUUUGGCUCCCAUCACUUCCAACAUGUCGCCUGCACCAGUAAAUUCCUGCUCAGCCUUAACGCUUUUAUCACUAAUUAACAUCUAACCAUUAAUUGCACCUCAUUUUCAGAAGGUCUCGGCCCCGUGGUUUCAAUUAUGGCUGUUAAAACUCUUAUUUGUUGGUUCUGCUUGAGUCUAACGCUGCGCAUGCUCGGAUGGCUUUGUGUUUCUCAGAAGGAGCCUUUGUAAAUAUGUGCCUUUCUCGUCCCAGACAUUGAAACAACAUUGAAAACUGUUGAAUUAGAUCCUGACCUUGAACAACCCGAACAUAACGUUGAAACAACAUGCUUUUUGACGAUGUUUCUUCAAUAUUGGGUUCUGACGUCGAUUCGAACAUUGCAUUUCGGUCAUUUCUACCAGGAAGGAGUUGAGGGCACAGACACAAGGGGGAAGUAAAGCACGAUGAUUUAUUAUAUAUAUUUGGUGUAUAUAAUAAUCAAACAGUAUUACCAAAUAAGUAUAGAGUGGUGUGUUUGACAAAAUCUAAGAGUGUGGGUGUGAGGCUAUGUGUGAGACUAGUAGUGUGUGUUACCAAGUGUUAUGUUGAGCAAGAGGAGGGACAAAGCAGGAAGGCAGUCCAUGGUCAUGCGAAAGGGCGAGAUCCAAGGGAGGCAGUCCAGAAUCCAGAGAGGAACACAGGAAAACUCGGGAACGAACUGCGGGAGUACAACACGGACAUCAGACACGGAAGGGAAACGCAGAGAGCGGGAGAGAGAGCAUAAAGCUGGAGUCGGCUUACUGUACAUAGAGGAUUAAGUUCCCGCUAGGAUCUUAAGGUCCACUGGUCCUUAUACCGCUCGCCCUCAUUAGACCCAGGUGUGCAGAUUGCUGAUCACCCACAUGCUGCCAGAGAAAAGCGAGUUCAAGCCCGCGUCGUGACAAUUUCCCAACCGAUAUUCUACAACACAAAUACAACGUCGAAACAACAUACUUUUUGACAAUGUUGGGUUCUGACGUUGAUUUGAAUAUUGAAUUUUGGUCAUUUUCCAAACAUCAAUGAGGAUCCAACGUUGGACAUCAACGUCCUCUCAAUUUACAAAUACAACUAUUUUGCAACCUUGUUUCAAUGUCAGUUUUAAAGGACAUGUACGUAGAAUCAACGUAUCGAUGUCUUGUGCCUGCUGUGUCAGUUUUAACUGUGAACUUCACCAUGGGGGGGAAUCAUUAUUUAAUCCAAAAUUGAUUUUGUGAGUUUACCCCCUUACAAAUACAUAAUGGCACGGGGUGUCCAAAGUGUGGCCCUAGGGCCAUUUGCGGACCACAGUUAUUUAUUUUUUUAAUGGCCCACGGCACAUUUUUUAAAAUACGAUAACAAAAAAGAAAAAAAAGCGGGCUAAAAAACAAACAAGUGAAUUGUAAUGAAAACAUUUUGAAUUAUUGAGGAUAAUAACACAAAACUGCCAUGCACUCAAAUUUUUACUUUAAAGCUGUAAAACAGAUACAGUCGAUAGGAAGUUUAUCAAAAGAUUAGAUUGUU